This is a messenger RNA of Larimichthys crocea (large yellow croaker), 4120 nucleotides long. RefSeq names its product coiled-coil domain containing 50a (gene ccdc50a). Bases 279 to 1826 code for a protein of 515 amino acids. The transcript is spliced from 10 exons. The record is from RefSeq and is a predicted model, not a curated record. Gene Ontology annotation, cellular component: cytoplasm. Lineage: Eukaryota; Metazoa; Chordata; Actinopteri; Sciaenidae. Gene Ontology annotation, molecular function: ubiquitin protein ligase binding.
GCUGUGCUUAUGUGUUUGUGUCUACAGUUGAGAGCCACUUGGCGUCCAAUGUCAAUAAGAGCCGUCUGGUGCAGAAGGACCUACAGGUGGCCAAGAAGCUGCAGGAGGAGGAGGAUAAGAGGGCCAAGGUGCAGAACCAGAAGCAGCAUGUUGACAUCGAGCGCCAAGAUAACGAGAUCGCCCAGGAGAUUCAAGAAGAACUGGUCCGACAGGCAGAACAACAGCGGCAGCAGGAAGAGAAAGAUGCGGCCAUAGCUCGUAAACUGCAGGAGAAGGAGAUGAAAGAGGAAAGGAGAAGACAGAAGCAGCUGGAAGCAAACUUUGAGGAGGAGUACUUUGAGGAUCACGGAGCUGCAAGAAGGCCUCUUGACUUGGACAAACCCACCCGUCACAAAUCGACGUCCCCAGGGCGAUACGAUCCCUAUGCUCCAGUGAGCUCACAUCGUGAUAACUCCCCAGAUUAUAGGUCAACAGAGCCCAAAAGGAGCAGGUAUCCAAGACAGGACCCGGCAGCACCCCACAGUCGCUCAAGAUACCCUGAGCAUCACCUAGUGGCAGAAGGGGGGCGAAGUAGGCAAGCAGAUCCAUAUCCAGAGCACCUUCUGCCCCCCAGAGGCAAGCAUGGGGACAGGUACCCAGAUUAUGAGCCCACAGAGACUGGCAGAACCAGGGGCCUAAGUGUGGAGGACACAGAGAGAGUGGUUAGGAGGAAGGAGAGACCAGCCAGACCGCCUCCACCACAGAGCCCCAUAGAGAGAGACAAGGCCUGGGACAGAGAAAGGGACAGACAACGUGACCGAGACAGGGACAGAGAUCUAGAAUGGGAGAGGCAUAUGGGAAAAAACCAGAGGAGAGACAGGGAGCAGGACCACAGGAGGGCGAGAGCAGGAGGAAGAGACAGGGAACGAUCCCGAGAUAGAGGACAGAGUUGGGACAGACACAGAGAAGGAGAUAGACAGAGACAGAAAGACAAAGACAGACAGCGAGUUAGGACCAGAAGCAGGGAGAGAGGACUUGAAGAGGAGCCGGGGCACAGCAGGGACUGGUCGAGGGGAGGCAGGGCUUCUUGGGAGGAGGAAGGGAAUGAUGAAAGGGAGUGGAAGGCUAGGGGCCGGCAGCGCAUCCCCUCCGGCCCCGAAGAGGUGUUUGACGAGCUCACGAGCAACGAAGGGAGAGGGGACACCAGAGAGUUCUGGGACACCCGACAGGGGGAGGGUCCCAGCAGAAAACGCAGUCAUACUCACCCCGACGAAGAGACAGGUCGUAUUGUGCACCGAGGGAGCGGCGCAGUAGUAUCAGAAAUGGAGUACGGACUGAGCGAGGCCACGAAGGGGUUGACGAAGCUCGAUCUCCGUGAGCAGGAGCUCAAGGACAUGGAGGUAGCCAGGAAGCUGCAAGAGGAGGAAAUCAAAGCAAGUAAGAUGCAUGUGCGCGCAGCCCAAGUGGCGCAGGAUGAGGAAAUUGCCCGGCUGAUGAUGGAACAAGAGAAAAAAGAGUACAGGAAGAAUCGAGAGCGAGAGAAUGAGCGAGAGCGGGAGAAAGAGAAGGAGCGGGAGAGGGAGAGGCUGGCCAUGGAGAGGAUGGCAUUAGAAAGGAGGCGUCAAGAGGGAGACUUCAGGCCAAAUUCGGAGGACGUUGUCCGGCCCAGAACACGGGAUGAGCAUGAAUACCAGAGGCAGAGGAACCACAACAAGCCUGCCAGGCCUCCUCAGCCUCGCGCACACGACUAUGAGAAUGUAAACUAUGGCUACUCGGACCAUCCUGCACCCCAUCGUGCACCCACCAGACCUGAGGCUGCUUUAAGAGGUGCCUAUUACAAGCGGUGACUCAGGCUCUCUACCAUGUCCAGACAUGCUGUCAGUUCUCCUUCGUCCUGUUUUUUUUUUUGUUUUUUUAUCUUUUUGUUUUCAACCAUUUAUACUCUGUUGACCAAAAGUCUUGGGACAAUCUAAUGAGUUGGCAAUGGGAUAUUUUUUUUUAAAGAUGGGCCCAAAGUCAAGGAAGUGGAUCAGUGAGUGCUGGAACCACACUCAUCUUUUCCUUUUUUAUUAUUAUUAUUUGUAAAUUGUGAUUUAAUGUUAUUAUUUCUUUUAACUGACUUGACAUCAAGACAAGCCAAAAUAUCAGCCCUGUGGCAUAAACUCCCCCAUUUCUUUGCUGUUGAAAUCGAGGAAUCGGCUCCUCACCUGCUGUGGUCGUCAUAUGCUGAUAUUCGUCCCAUCUGCGGACCAUGCCAUCACAAGGGCUCAAGGCCUCUGCUGGAUAUAACCGUGCAAUCUCAGAUUUCCUCAUGACUCUUCAUGAGACGUGCCUGUCUGCUCCAACAUGGCUGCUACAGUGUCUUAGAUACCAACAUGGCAGCUGCUUCGUACACCCAUGCUGCAAAUCUGUUCUCUUGUCAUGCUGUGCAAUGAGGCUACACAGGCCUUGAUCCAUGUGCCACACAGUGAAUAACUCUGAAGGAAUACCUUUCUCUUGCUGUAUUCAAACAAACAAAACAAUAAGCCUUUAUCAUGAUGCUGGUAGUUUUGGCUUUGACAUGUUUACCAUCGUGUUCCAGUGCAGAGGAGCUGGAGCUUUGUGAUGAUCCAUGGACAUUUAAUUGGCUGUUGGCUGUCUUUCUGCUUGUGAGGGGCACUUUUUUUUUUUUUUUAAACCCUAUGACCCUUAAACUGAAAGUUGAGUGGAUGUUAUUCUUUCUAAGACUCACUGUUUCUAUGUGCAUGCUUACUGAAAGUGUACAACUGUGUACAUGCAUUUCAAUCUCUAUAUCAAAUUAUCUGGCUCUCUCUUUAUCAUCAGGAAGGGCUAAAGCCACAAAAAGCCAAUAAUCUUCUCUUUGUGAAUGAAUAAGAUGUGUUAGCUCAUAUACUACUGUACAAUUUAUCACUUUCCUGCCACUAUUUCAUAUCUGCUUGUCAUUUAGAAACCAGACUGGCGCAUAAAAGAACCAGUAUCAAAAUGAAAUGCAUGUACAUGACUUUUCUGCGGUCAUGCUUGUGCUCACGGCACAUUAAAUAUUUGUUUUUUUGUUUUAUUUAAAUGUAAAUAUCCCAGUUUCUUUCUUUCUUUUUUUUUAACCUGUGCUACCAAAUCAUGUUCCCCAUCGUGGAAAUAUUUGUUCAGAAAGGGAGCUUUAUAUUUUAUUUUCAGACAUUGUUCUGUUGGUCUUUCCUCAGAUUCCUCCUUAUUCUUUCAUACCCGAAAGCUUUCCUGCCGCCACCACAUCCACUCCUCUUUACUUUGUCUCAAAACUCAAAGGCGGAUAUCACUUCCUGCCUGCAGAAAAGACAAACAUUCCCACAAUAGACGUGCAUCUGGAUGGAGGGAAAUCAGUCACAGGAUCACAGAACAUAAAAUAUAUAUAUAUUACUGCCCAAAGGGACCUAUUUUAACAUUUUUACUGCUCUGUGAUCCGUUACUUUCUGUUCAUAUUGAAUAAGGAAAAUAAAAAGCACAUUCAGGCUUGAUUUGAUUGGUUUGAUGUUACAUUAGUGGAAACUUGUUGUUUCUCCGGUUUUCAUGUUGUAAUAAAUGUUGCUGAAAUUAUUAAUCAGUGUCCAAAAUGAUUCCCUCCAUGUUCAGAGAAAAUGAGCAGUGAUCUUUACUCAAGUGAGAGGUGUUUGUAUUGCUGAGGACAAACUUGCAGGUGUUAUGAUAUAUGCUAAUUGCUGUUGACAGAAUGAAAUUUGUGCCAUAUGUUUGUCAUUUUUUUUCAGGGACCGUAAAAUGGGGAAAGGCUUCAUUGUGGUUGUAGCAGAGGUACCACACCCACCACGGUGGGACUUGUAAUUUAUUCUGUGGUGAGAGCACCACCUUGUGGACAUGUUGACAAUUGAAAAAAAGAAAAGUGCAAAAUUGAUCUGAUCAGGAUGCGUCUUUGUGUAUUUGUGAAUGUUGUGCAUCAGACAUCGGAAUCGAGCGCUGUCUACAUCAAACAUCGAGUGUUAUGUUUUUAAUUUUCUUUAAUCCAGGGCUUGUAUGCAAUCUACCGAUCAUGAGUCAAUACAUGUGUUGGCACUUGCUGUAACAGAACUUUUUUUAAGUGAAAUGAAUUAACAAGUUGCUUUGACCUAUAGCAUCUCCAAGUGUAAUAAACUGUCUCAGCAUUUCCACUGUU